CGAAACUUCACGCUUCGUAUUCAACCUGGCCACGAUAUUUCGUCAAAAUCCUGUGCCUAUUGUGACUACAUCGCUUCUCCCUUUCUUAUUCGCCGAGACUUACUCCAGCGCUUACUGGAAUACCGAUCGGAGCUAUCCGGAGCCCUGACAUUUGUGGAAAUGUUCCUGAAACAAAAACAAUCACCUGAGUACUAUACUCUACAAACGAUGUCUUGUAUUGAUGUUUUGUUCCACGUUGCUGGUGAAAGCUCCGGGAUUCGGGGCCAAGGUGUGGCGGAGAUCCCAAAACACUUUUGGUUCAACCUGGCCAAGCAUUGGACGCUUGAUCGAGUUAUUCUUCCUGGUCAAGUGGAUUACAAAUGGACCUGUCAGGAUUUAGAUAUUUCCUGCCGUAAGUACCAAAAUGCAGGUGUAAUCCUGCCUCGAUGCUGCCUCGAGGAGCUGUCGGGUUGUGUUAAAGGAUUCCUAAAUUUGGCAUCGGAAUACAACAUUUCCGUGUUUGUGUUUGCCGGCACAUUGGUUGGCGCGGUUAAGACUUACGGAGGAUUCCUUCCUUGGGAACGCGAUGCUGAUAUUGUCUGGGAUCCUUUCGCCUACGACCACAUACGUGGACCCAUUAGUAAAAGGUUGAAAGACAAGUUUCAAUGUGACCUUGGUCCUGUACGACUGGAAACAGCUUAUGGCGAUAACGUAAGUGCGUGCGCCCAAGCUCUCAAUACUUCAUGUCUUUAUUAUAAACUCCAUUCACGGUCUUGGAAUAUUGAUCUUUGGGGUGAUCCUCAUCUUGAACCUUACCGCUUAAAUGGCCUAAUAAAUCCAACGCAGGUAUACUUGGAUGGGCUAUGGGUAUCCACGGUCCCCAACCCUGGCCGUGUUGCUCGCCAUCGUUAUGGAGAUAACGUACUUGGUCACGUGCAGCACUGGCAAGACUACGGACUAAAGACGAGCUGGGAGAGCUACGCGAAUUUCGAAAAGAAGGCUUUUCUUCCAUGUCCGGCCAGAUUCGUACGACAUGCAUGCUUAUCGGGAAACUAUUUACCGCACGGAAAUAUCCAGUUUCAGGAUUUUCCACCGUAG
Messenger RNA from Opisthorchis viverrini, 1077 nucleotides. RefSeq lists its product as hypothetical. The transcript has a single exon. Gene Ontology annotation, cellular component: Golgi apparatus. NCBI's taxonomy places the organism in Eukaryota, Metazoa, Platyhelminthes, Trematoda, Opisthorchiida, Opisthorchiidae. The record is from RefSeq and is a predicted model, not a curated record. Gene Ontology annotation, biological process: protein O-linked glycosylation via mannose. The annotation marks the transcript as partial.